Messenger RNA from Oncorhynchus kisutch (coho salmon), 2809 nucleotides. RefSeq names its product S-phase kinase-associated protein 1. NCBI's taxonomy places the organism in Eukaryota, Metazoa, Chordata, Actinopteri, Salmoniformes, Salmonidae. Gene Ontology annotation, biological process: ubiquitin-dependent protein catabolic process. The transcript is spliced from 6 exons. Bases 193 to 684 code for a protein of 163 amino acids. The record is from RefSeq and is a predicted model, not a curated record.
AGCUAAAUGGGGAAAAUCACUCCUAAUGUACAGGCAUAUCACAAGACUACUUAUUUGCUUCCCCACAUUUGACAAAGCGAAAGCUUAGCUGGCUGGCCGUCUAAUAUAGGUCCACUGGCUGCCUGUGCUUCGGUCUGGCCCCGUUGACGUUUAAAAAUUUGAAUUAUCUGAAUUUGCUUUAAAACGUUCAUCAUGCCAACAAUUAAACUGCAAAGUUCAGAUGGAGAGAUCUUUGAGGUGGAUGUGGAAAUAGCAAAGCAGUCUGUGACUAUAAAGACAAUGCUGGAAGAUUUGGGUAUGGAUGAUGAAGGAGAUGAUGAUCCAGUCCCCCUCCCGAAUGUGAAUGCGGCUAUCCUCAAGAAGGUGAUCCAGUGGUGCACCCACCACAAAGAUGAUCCCCCUCCACCCGAGGAUGACGAGAACAAGGAGAAAAGGACGGAUGACAUACCCGUCUGGGACCAGGAGUUCCUCAAAGUGGACCAAGGGACCCUCUUCGAACUUAUUCUAGCUGCAAACUAUUUAGACAUCAAAGGACUGCUAGAUGUCACCUGCAAGACGGUGGCCAACAUGAUCAAAGGAAAGACCCCAGAGGAGAUCAGGAAGACGUUCAACAUCAAAAAUGACUUCACAGAGGAAGAGGAAGCCCAGGUACGCAAGGAGAACCAGUGGUGUGAAGAGAAAUAGUGUUGGAAGACUCCUCUAACACACUGAAAGGAUUGUUCCAGUAAUUGGUUGCACUGCGUUGUUCAUACUUGUUAAUAUUACAUUUAGUCUAUUAGAGUGACAGACCUCCCCCCGUGUACUCAUAGCAUGACCAUUUCCAUUGCUUGUGUGGUGCGAAAUAAUAUUUCAUGUUUUUACACAUUUUACUUCACUUUAUAUUCACUGUUCUGGGUUUUCUUUCCAAUUUCUAGAGUAGCUGCACUGCUCUCCCUGUUUUCAAUUGCUAUAGUAUUUUUUUAAUGAACAUGUUUACAUCUUUUUGUUGAGUCAACUGAAAUGAUGGCUCAAUACUGAAUUUUGUAAUCGCAGCCUCUUCUGUGUCGGUGUUUUAACGUCAUCUUAGGGAGACGAGCGUUAAUAGGACAUUUGAAGUGGGGGUAAAUGUGUGAAAUGUCCUGUGGACUGGAAAUACUUGUUGAAGUGUGUGUGUGUGCUGUCUUUCACACAACUUAUGGUAUUUACCUAUUUGGAUUGGAAUCUUUAAUCAGUUCUGCUCUGAAAAUGACAUUUAGGAUUACUAUUCAAUUCCAGGAGUAAGUAAAUUAAUUAAAAGAAUGUCUGUCUGCUGUUUGUGAUUGCUUGUUCAUCUGAUGUGAAAUAGUAAGGAGACUGAUCCAGAUUUUCAAAAUACUUUAAUACACAAAACAAAAAUGAGUAUUACAUCGAGAGCAGAAGUCGUUCAGUCUGUUCAAAUACAGAAGGUGGACUGUUUAGUACACAACUUUUUCCUGUGGUCAUUUUUUUGAUAUGAGCUGUGUGGUAGCUUUAGCAUCUUAUGGAUUAUCAGCCUAUAGUAUCGCCAAUGGGAGCAGUUUAAUGCUUGCAAGCAGUAAAUUAACCAUUGUUUUUUCACAUGUAUUUUUGGUACACUUAGGUGGAACAUGCACAAACUGAAAAUGACAUCUGUGGUAACUUCAAGGAAAGGCAAAGCUAAUGCAAAACUUAUCCACAAAAUGUGUUUUCUCUGAGAAGGAAAACGUAAAAAAAACAUGUAUUGCUUCAGAAAUGGUUGAGGGACUAAACAGAACUUUUAAAAACCCUUUACAUAACAUAUAAAAGUUUAUUUAUAGAGGGAAUUCAACAUUUAUAAAACUUUCCAACACAAUGAAAUAUGGUACCCAUUUGGUCUUUAGGUUAAAGAAUAGCAGAAGGUUCAUUCGCUGUGAGGCAGGCCAGAGACUACUGAAUGUAUUGUCCCCCUUGAUGAAAUCUAUCUGGCGUUGUCUACAUCCGUACAUUAGUCCUGCGAUAUCUGACACCACUGGCUUGAUUUUUGCAGAACCUGGGUGAAUGAUGCGUCUUGCCAUAGAGAUCUGGCAUUUACAAAAUGACAGAUUGGCCCAAGGGGGCCACUAUAGUAAUGAACUAAAUUUCUAAACUUUAAACAAGCAUAUGUCCUGUCCCGUUUGAGCCACAGUCAUUACUUUUAAACAUUUUCUUUUUUACAUAUAUGCAUCUCCUUAUGAGCAACACGUUUCCCAUUAGAACCUAUAAGCUCGGUCCAUUACAUACAGCGAAGGAUAAUUAUUACUUUAAAAAAAAAAAUGUAUACACAGAAAAUAUGUUCUAAUUGUUGUCACUAUCUGGGGGGGGGCACUGAAUCAUUCGUGGGGGUGACAUGUUUACUGUUGCCUUGUUUUUUUGUUAUAUAACUGCAUCCAUAUGAACAAACACCAAGAAUGUUGUAAUUCUGUGUGAGAAACCUACAUCAAAAUAAUGUAUCUCAAGAAUUUAACUGACAAGCAGGAAGUGCCUAAAACAAAUGAAUAUAACAUAGAGAUGAUUCUCUCCAAGGGGAGACAAUAACAUGUUUCCUCAGCGAAAAAAUAUAUAAUUUCUAUCUUAUACCACAUUGUUAAUCAAUAUAAAUACUAUAUGUUGGAAAAGGUUCCUUUGACACAUCUGAAUGUAAGUCUUAUGAAAAGGAGGAGCACAGUACUCUGUAAAAAUCUUUGGAAAAGGAAUCAAUUUGACUUGAGGCAGUUUGAAUAGAAGCAAUCAUCCCUGUACAUACAGUACUGCCUUCUGUACAGCAAUGUGAAAAUGACAUGAGCACUUAAUAAAUCAGUCAUGUGUCAGUCAGUUA